AUGCGUCGAGAGUCUUCUGAGUCGCUUUUAUCUUUGGUCGAUAGUUUCGAACGUAAUAUUUCCAUCUUGAAACGCCUCGGGGAACCAGCAGAUCGCUGGAGUUCGAUAUUAGUUUACCAGUUGAGCCUGCGUUUGGACAACCGUACCUUGCGAGAAUGGGAGCAAUAUUCUUCCAGAGAACCAGCUCGAGACGACGGAGUAGUGAAUGAUGGAAUGCCUCUCUACAUUGACAUGAUACGAUUCCUACAGGACUACGCCCGAAUGCUUCAGACUAUCGCACCCCAACACACAGCGAUGACUCAUAGACCGACAGAUUUCAAACCAAAAUCAAACGCCGCUGCUUAUGUCGCAGUAGAGCCUACUUCUCGAUCGUGUCCUAAUUGUGGUCAAGGUCAUUUUCUCGGGAAUUGUGGACAGUUCAGGAAAUUAUCGCCGCAUGAACGUCUCGAUUUCGCAAAAACUCAUCGCUUGUGCUUAAAUUGUUUGAAAACAGCGGCUCACAGUUGCAAGAACUGUCCCUCGUCCAAUUGUCGAAAAUGUGAUCGCAAGCAUAACACGCUUCUCCAUUUACCCCCUCUCGAUGGUUUACACACACAGCAAUCUCAAGGCACAGCUGGUUACAUUCAAUCGCAAGCACCGUCGUCGUCGUCAUCGUCGUCUCGUUCACCAUGCCUGCCCAGCCAAACCUCGCCUGUCCCGUCAUCAUCGGCAUCGCAAAUGGCAGUUUCAAUGGCAGCCUCUCGAGCGGCUCCCAUAUCUUCAUCGCAUUUCGCAAGCUCCGAUUCUGCGGCAGGCCCACCUGAAGUUUUAACAACUCGAUCACAUCUACCCAACGAUAUAGUGUUUCUUUGGACGGCACUGGUUAACUUUGAGGAUUGUAAUGGGACGACGUAUCAAGUGCGAGUUCUCUUGGACUGCGGUUCACAGUGCAAUUUCAUGUCGGAGGCAUUAUACCGCAAACUUCAUCUCGCAUCUGUCGCCUGUUCCACUGAAGUAUCUGGGAUCGGUACAAGCUUGACUCGAGUCGAACGCGCUGUUACCGCCUUUGUUUCAUCGCGAUGCUCUCCAUACCGAAAACAAAUGUCGUUUCUUGUUCUACCUUCGAUAACAAGAAUGUUGCCUUCUCGUCCAGUGGAUGUCACCAGCUGGAAGCUUCCACGUCAUGUUCGAUUUGCGGACCCGACGUUCAACACUCCAGGCGUAAUUGACGCUAUUGUCGGUAAUGAGUGUUUUGCAGAUUUACUACAAUACGGUAAAAUAGACUUUGGUGAAAAGUUACCUGUUCUACAAAAGACAGUUUUCGGAUGGAUCAUUUCUGGAAAAUGUCAAAACACCAAUGAGAAGGCAUCUUUUGUGUCGUAUCAUGUAAGCCGCCUCGAUAAGCUGGAAGCCUUGGUGGGAAAAUUUUGGGAAUUGGAAUCGUGUGCGUCACCCAACAACUGGUCGCCUACGGAGCUUGAAUGUGAACAACAUUUCAAGAAAAACGUUAUACGCAAUGCUCAAGGCAGGUAUGUCGUAAAAUUACCUAAGAGAGUGGAAUUACUACCACAGCUGCAUGACAAUAGAUACAACGCACAGCGACGUUUUCUAUCGCUAGAGCGUAAACUCGAUUCAAAUAUCGAAAUCAAGAAACUUUAUCACGAGUUUAUCCAAGAGUACAUCUCGCUGGGUCACAUGCAAGAAGUUCCACCAGCUGAGGAAGAUUUGUCCCCUCAAUAUUUCUUGCCGCACCACGCCGUAUUACGACUGAACAGUUCGACCACCAAGUUACGAACCGUGUUUGACGCUUCAUGCAAAUCGCAAUCUGGUAUAUCGCUCAACGAUGUCCUUUUAGUGGGACCAACGAUUCAAGAUUCGCUAAUUUCAAUAGUCAUGCGAUUUCGGAUGCACGCUUUUGUGGUGAGUGCGGACGUCGCCAAAAUGUACCGCCAAAUUUUGGUACAUCCUUCUGAUCAAGCACUACAAAGAAUCUACUGGCGGGAGUCUAAAGAGUUUCCGCUGAAAAUAUUCCAGCUUCGGACCUUGACCUACGGAACCAACAGCGCAUCCUUUCUUGCCACUCGGGUAAUUCAGCAGCUUGCUGAGGACGAGGCUAAAAAUUUCCCGCUCGCUGCGCCAGUAGUUCGUAAAGAUUUUUACAUGGACGAUAUGUUAACCGGUUCCAACGAUCUCAAAACCUUAAAGAACGUGUGCAUUCAAGUAACUGCUAUGCUAGAGUCGGCUGGCUUCCCGCUUAGAAAAUUCUCUUCUAAUUCUCAAGAGAUUCUCGAUCUUAUUCCGGUAUCGCAGAGAGAAACGAAAACUUUGCUAAAAUUUGACAAUCAUUCGUCUGUAAAUGCUCUCGGUCUACUUUGGGAACCAGCUUCCGAUUUACUGAGCUACAAAAUUCCGGAAUGGCCAAGAAUUAAAACGUAUACAAAACGCACCGUACUGUCCCGUAUGUCGAGCCUAUUCGAUCCGUUAGGAUUACUUGGUCCAGCAACCGUAAAGGCCAAGAUAUUUAUGCAGACGCUAUGGAAGACAACGUUAUCGUGGGAUUCCAACCUGCCCGUUCCGUAUCAAAUCGCUUGGGAAGAGAUACAAAGCCAAAUUCCUGAAUUGAAAGAACUUCGUAUUCCUCGUUUCGUUUUGUCGCUCCGUAGACCAAAAAUCGUCGAAAUGCACGGAUUCAGUGACGCGUCUGAACAAGCUUACGGCGCCUGCGUCUAUAUUCGUUCGAUCACCGAUGAUGGAUACUGUACAGUUCGGCUUUUCGCUGCCAAGUCAAGGAUAGCUCCUUUGGAGGUCAAGUCCAUCGCCCGUCUUGAGCUUUGUGCCGCCCUUCUCUUAGCAAAUCUAUCCCAAAUGGUGGCAGACACCAUCGCACACAACGGCAAAGUAUUUCUCUGGACCGAUUCAUCCAUCGUACUCCAUUGGCUGGCUUCGUCGCCGUCUAAAUGGCAAACAUUUGUUGCGAACCGUGUUGCGGAAAUUCAAAGGCUGACCACCAGUGGAAUCUGGAAACAUGUUCCCAGUAGUGACAAUCCCGCCGACCUAAUUUCGCGAGGAAUGUUUGUUUCGGAAUUGUACAACAGCUCUCUUUGGUGGAACGGGCCUAACUGGAUAACGUCUGUCGAUCAGCCUUGGCCUGAAACCGUGGUGGUACCCGUCCACCACUCGAUGUCGGAGGAAGUACUCGAAAUUCGAAAGCUGGCCUUCUGUGUUACAGCUGACAAUGAUAAUCUUGUGAAACGUUACUCUUCAUUCACGCGUUUAUUGAGAAUCGGUUCACUUUGCCGUCGGUUCGCUAACAACAGCUCAACGAAUAAGGUUUCUCGUCUGGGACCGAUAUCCACUGUCGAAAUGCGUGAAACUAUGUUAGCACUCGUACGCGUUGUUCAACAAGAGUGCUUUGCCCCUGAGAUAGCAUCUCUUUCUGCCAACCAAGAUGUACCUCGAUCGUCGACUUUGCGAUUUCUUCACCCAAUCCUCGAAGACAGUCUGAUACGUGUUGGUGGCCGGCUACAACAUGCAUCGAUCAGCUACGAUAGGAAGCACCCUUUAGUAUUACCAGUGAAACAUCCAUUAACGCUACUGAUCGCCGAAUCUGUUCAUCGGCGAACCAUGCAUGGCGGGCCACAGCUUACAUUAGCAAUCAUGAAACACGAGUUUUGGCCAUUGCGUGGUAGAGAUCUGGUACGGCGAGUAGUGCACAACUGCGUAACGUGUGCAAAAGCCAGGCCCAGGAAUCUCGAGCAACUAAUGGGACAGCUACCACCGGAGAGGAUUAAUCGAGCAUACCCCUUUCAAUACGUCGGAAUAGAUUUUGCGGGACCAGUGUAUCUCAAACCAAGCACACGCAAAGGAGCUCCUGUAAAAUCAUACGUUGCAGUGUUUGUUUGCCUGGCGGUCAAAGCAGCGCACCUUGAGCUCGUGUCGGAUCUCACGUCGGCUGCAUUCAUCGCGGCACUUCGUCGUUUCAUUGCGCGCAGGGGAUUGCCGAAUACCAUCUUCUGUGAUAACGCAACAAAUUCUACUGCAGCUCACAGGGAACUCAAAGACCUUCGACAGAUGUUCCUGUCGCAGCAUCACAAAAAUGCUGUUGUACUAGUACCUAGUACUAGUGUACAAGCUUGCGUCAAGUCUUUCAAGCAUCAUCUUCGCAGAAUAGUUGGGAAUAGUCAGCUGCCGUAUGAGGCCUUUAGUACCGUGCUUGUGCAAAUUGAGGCAUGCCCUAACUCGCGACCAAUUACUCCACUGUCCAACGAUCCGAACGAUGAAGAAGCACUUACUCCAGGACACUUCAUCAUCGGACGACCGCUUUUAGCCGUACCUGAACCCGAUUUAGCGCACAUUCCAGAAAAUCGUUUGGAUCUUUGGCAGAAAACGCAAAGUCUCACGCAACACUUUUGGAAACGAUGGAGCAAGGAGUAUCUGUGUACCUUGCAGCUCCGGUACAAGUGGUCUACGGUGAAUCAAAAUUUGCUGAAAGAUUCCAUCGUUUUGAUUCGGGAUGACAAUCUCCCAGUUGGAAGAUGGUCGAUGGGCAGAGUAAUUUCUGUCAAUUUCGGAGAUGAUAACCUCGUUCGAGUUGCAACUGUAAAGAUUGCCGGUGUAGCCAAACCAGUAACACGUCCGAUUACGAAAUUGUGCCUUUUACCGAUCGAGAUAGAUCCAGGAACCAUCGAAGCGUGUCCGUCAUCAACCCCCGACCAAGACGUGACCUAUGGUAUGUAA
Messenger RNA from Malaya genurostris, 4716 nucleotides. RefSeq lists its product as uncharacterized. The transcript has 2 exons. Lineage: Eukaryota; Metazoa; Arthropoda; Insecta; Diptera; Culicidae. The coding region runs from base 1 to 4716 and encodes 1571 amino acids. Gene Ontology annotation, molecular function: nucleic acid binding. The record is from RefSeq and is a predicted model, not a curated record.